This is a messenger RNA of Sander lucioperca (pikeperch), 2047 nucleotides long. It is a transcript of the gene timp2b, whose product is annotated as TIMP metallopeptidase inhibitor 2b. The record is from RefSeq and is a predicted model, not a curated record. Gene Ontology annotation, biological process: negative regulation of membrane protein ectodomain proteolysis; negative regulation of endopeptidase activity. Gene Ontology annotation, molecular function: metalloendopeptidase inhibitor activity; protease binding. Gene Ontology annotation, cellular component: extracellular matrix. The transcript has 5 exons. Lineage: Eukaryota; Metazoa; Chordata; Actinopteri; Perciformes; Percidae. The coding region runs from base 247 to 906 and encodes 219 amino acids.
CUCCUGACGGUAGUGGAAAACAGAUUUGGAAGAGGAAGUCUCUGUGCCUGACUGCAGUCUUCAACAGGAAAGAACUCCCUCUCAUGCCUUGUGCAUCUCAUAUUCUGACAAGUGGACCAUCUGUAAUUCCCUUCAAGUUGCAGGGGACAUUUCUGAUUCAUCUCCUUUAGGCUUGCAGGACUGCUCAACUUUUCCUUCACGUUUUUUUUUUACCCUCACCUCUUUAAAUUAAACAGUUUUCUAAAGAUGACUUGGACGGCAAACAGUUGUUUUGUCACUCUGGCCAUCCUGUUUCUGUGGCGAGUGGAAGAAAUAGCAGAAGCCUGCAGCUGUUCACCAGUGCAUCCUCAGCAGGCGUUUUGCAACUCAGAUGUCGUUAUCAGGGCAAAGGUAGUUGGAAAGCAGUUGGUUGAUGUUGGCAAUGACAUCUAUGGAAACCCCAUCAAGCGUAUCCAGUAUGACAUCAAACAAAUCAAGAUGUUCAAAGGUCCCACCCAUGUUAUCGAUGCUAUCUACACUGCUCCCAUCUCUGCAGUGUGUGGAGUGACUCUGGAGAAUAAUGGCAAGGAGUAUCUUAUCACAGGUAAACUGGAGACUGACGGGACGAUGCAUAUCACACUGUGUGACUUCAUUGAGCCCUGGGAGGCCAUGAGUGCCACCCAGAAGAAGAGCCUGACUCAGCGCUAUGAAAUGGGCUGUGAUUGCAAGAUCACCCGCUGCACCUCCAUACCCUGCAUGAUCAGCAGCCCGGCGGAGUGCCUGUGGACGGACUGGGUGAUUGAGAAGACAGUCAAUGGAGGGCAGGCCAAACACUUUGCUUGUAUCAAGAGGAGUGAUGACUCUUGUGCCUGGUACAGAGGGGAAGCACAACCUAAAAGGGAUUUCCUGGAUAUCGAAGACCCUUAACUCCACCACUGUCCAGUAGUCUGAGGAUGUCUUAGAUAGUAAGAUACAAAUACCAAAAACACAAAUAAAUACACAAGUCAAAUUCUUAUUUUGUUUUAGCCAUAAUGUGUGUGCUCUGUGGUGAGAUUGUUUUUAUUUGCAGGAUUUAGUAUGUUUUUAAUCAAGCACUUUUAGACACUUCUACCCCUAAAUCCAAAGAACUUCCUCAUAAACCACUUCUCCUUCAGCUUUUUUUCAGCUAUUAAUUUACCUUUUGAAGCAAAGGUAUUGUUUAGAGUGAACUAUAAUUCUAUAAUGCAACACAUACACAGCUAUAACUCAAAGUGUAACAAUUCUGUGAAUCUGUGUGUUCAUGAAUAACAUUAGCUGGCAAUCGGGGCCUUCAUCUGUGACAGCAGAGCUAUCCGGGAACUGGUGCCACCUGUUGCCUGUCCUACAUAAGAUUCUUUCUUGUACUAAGAAUGCAAAACUCUUCCCCUCUGUUUUUUUUAAAGGUGUUCACUUAAGCACAAUCAGUGCUUUUGCUAUUUGUUUUCUUUAAAUAAUCCUGAAUAGACAAGAAAGCACUUUGAACACAAUUGCCACAGUAGUCAUAUUUUGUCUCUUAUGAAAAAUGUCUGAAAAGAGGAUUGAAUCCUCCAUUUUGUAUUUUUUUUUUUUAUAUUACUGCUCUUCUCUUUGUAAUGCUUUAGUGUAAGAACAUAUUUUAUUUAAGGUUAUAUGAUCCAACAUAUUCUAUUGAAAAUAGACCACAUUUUGAUACGUUUUGUGACUAGUGACAACAUUGGUAUUGUAUAAAGAGAAGACCAACUAUUUUAACAGUUUUAUAAAAAUACACACAUUUUAUGUUCAGGUCAAAUUGUAAGCCUAAAUGUUAACUGUCUGACUGGCUCGUCCUUUAGGACAGUGGGUUAAAGAACAUAUUGUAACCAAUCAUUCAUUUACGCUACAUGCAGAGCCUUUGAUAUUAUAUAUGACUUUAAUGAUUAAUAUAAAAGUGUAAAAAGAUUCCUUAUUUGAAACUGUAGUCAAGUAUGAUGUCUUGUGCUGGUUUCACAUGAGACUUUUGAGAUGAUUUUGCAUGCAUGUCCAGCUGAAACAAUACUGUACAUUUGACUAUUAUAUUAAAUGCCAAACCCUG